GCGCGGACACACAACAACCGUUGGGUGAGCUCGAUUUAGACGCGCUCGUGCAGUCUUGCCGUUGGCCACCAGGUGUAGCUCCGACUCUACAAAUCAAAAAACCCAGAAAGACUUGUCCACAUUGUUUUAACGGUAAUAUCGAGCCAAUACACAUAUUUCAGGUCGUGUGCGUGUCAUAUGUCGAUAGCAUGACUAACAAAAAUGCUUAGAAUUAUUGCUAAUCUACAAAACAACGUAGUUUUAGCAGUUAGCUCAGCGGCUAUGCAGAUAGCUCCGUGGACACUUUAGGUGCUCUCUCGGUGAGUCAGAAAGUCGUGCUGUGACCGCAUCACCGCUCACUGACAUGAACAUGUUAGAGAUACAUUCAUCCGAGUUUGUAAGAAGAAAGAAACAAUUACUUUCACCCUUGGUGAGCGUGUUAAUUAACACGUUCUUGUUACGAUAUUAUACUUUUUGCAGUAUUCAGAUAUAGCGCUUUAUAUUGUGUGAUUUCUUUCUUGUCAGCCACAGAGAGAUGUAAAGAGAGAGAGAAAGAAGUGUUUAAAGUUUGGGUGUAUCUUGGUGGGAGGGAUUCUUGCAGCAGGGAAACUAGCUAGGUGGCGUGCGGAGCUCAGAGGCUCAACUUUCCGAGAGCGCACAUAAAGAGACGGGAGCGCAUCUCUGUGUCUCAGACACCUGAUGAGCAUCUUCCAAACAUUUACAACCCCGGGGACGAAAACUUCACAAGAGAUAACUAUAUUUUGGAUUUUUAUCGAAAACAAGAAACCUUCUACAUCAACAGGGGGGCCAGUGUUUACUUUAUUGUUACUGUACUUUCGGACAUGGCACUGUCUUUUCGACGCAGGUGUUUGCUUUUGCUGUGCUUGACAGCUCUCCAGAGUGGACAUGCUGCCGUGCAGGAACAACGUUUUGGACUUAAGGUCCCUCUGACAUCUGCCAGACAGCUUUUGUCCAGCUGUGUCUACCACUGGAGUUGUGGUAGCAGGAGGAAGGGGAGAGAUGAAGCGACAUGGUAGACUUAGGAUAUCGUCCAUGAGUGAAUGCAACGAGGUCCACUGGAAAAGUAGACAGCAAAUAAAGUUUAAAGUUAAAGAAAUUGUGACAUGCAUGGAUAAGCACCAGGUGGUUGGGGUGCUUCGUCAAAUGGAGAAGUUUCUGAAAGGCCAGGAGAUGCGUUUUACAGAGGGCCUCAGGAUCAUGAAGUCAAAGCUGGCAACCCUUCAGAACUCCGUCUCCAAGUUGCCUCAAGCAGACCAGUCAGCUGCUCCCACCACCUGCCCCUCUCUGGAAGCUCCCUCUCACGGAACCAAGUUUGGAUCAAAGUAUUUUGUUGGACACGAGGUCCAUUUUACUUGUUCCCAGGGCUACAACCUUGUCGGUUCUGCCAUGCGUGUGUGUCAGGAUAAUGGCACUUGGACUGGCAUCAGUGCCAUAUGUAAAGAUAUAAGUGAGUGUGCAAGUAAUCCCUGCCAAAAUGGAGGUACCUGUGUGGAAGGUGUUAACCAGUACAAAUGCACCUGCCCCCAGAACUGGAGUGGAUCUCACUGCCAGCACCAAACCCAAACAGCACCACCUGAGUGGAGUGUUAUGAAUGAUCCAGCAUUCAGCCGGAGACCUCGCUGUGCACAAGUGAACCGAGCCCAACACUGCAGCUGCGAUGCAGGCUUUCACAUGAGUGGCACCUCUGACAACAGUAUCUGUCAGGAUGUAAACGAGUGUGAAGUGUAUCGGUUGGACCAAGGAGGGAAGCUGUGUAUCCAUGAGUGUGUGAAUGUCCCAGGCUCGUACCACUGCUCUUGCCCAAGCGGCUACAAGUUGCUCCCAGAUGGGCGGAGCUGUGAGGAUGUGGACGAGUGUUUAAGCCAGCAGCACAACUGUAGCCGCGGGACAACUUGUAUCAACACGGGGGGAGGCUUUCAGUGUGUCAGCCCAGAGUGUCCUCGCUCUCAUGGCAACAUCAGCUACGUCAAGACAUCUCCCUUUCAGUGCGAGAGAAACCCCUGCCCCAUGGACAGCCGUUCCUGCCACCUGGCCCCGAAGACCGUGUCCUUCCACUACCUGUCUCUGCCCUCCAACCCGAAGACUCCCGCCACACUCUUCCGCAUGGCGACCGCCGCUGCUCCAGGGCGCACCGGGCCGGACAGCCUGCGCUUCGGCAUAGUGGGCGGAAACUCCCGAGGCAUCUUUGUUAUGCAGCGUUCAGACAGACAGACCGGCGAGCUGAUCUUGGUUCAGUCGCUGCGUGGGCCACAGGAGAUCAGCGUCGAUGUGGACAUGUCCGAGUACAGCGACCGCACCUUUCAGGCCAAGCACGUGGCCAGGGUCAACGUCCUGGUUUCACCAUAUAACUUCUGAGAAGGAGCUUGGGAAGGAGAAAGUUGAGAGAUGAAGAAUGAAUGAAGAGGAACAAGGAAGAGUUCAUUUGUCUGAGUAGCUGAGGCCAGCAUUUGUUCAGUGGCCAAAUUACCAAAAGAGUGAGAGAGUGACAAGCCAAUAUUUAACAGUUGUAUUAUGAAUAACAAUAUAUGGCAGAACACAUCAUAGAUGCUUCUUUAAAUAGUGUCAACAUGAGCUUUGACUGAUGAUGUUUGACUGAGUGUGUUUGAAUGCAUGAAAACUAGCUCGACAAAAGCAUAAUGAAUGGAUACCUGCUUUUGUUAGUGCUGUUGCUUUAGGUGUUUGUAUUGUUAUGUCCAUCAAAGAUCAUGUCUGUAUAGCUCAGGGUCAGGCCCCGGGGCUGAUGCACUGCUCUCGCUUUAUUGAUGAUAAAUCCCUAUAAGACUAUUAGUGCUCCUGUGGCUCUAAUUUAUUGGAAAUAUUGUUGCUGGUUUACACAUACGUACGCCACAUGUUUAUCUUUCAUCAUAUACUGUAUAUUUGUUUUGUUUUGUACUAGCCUUGUUGCCUUGUUUAAGGCACCAUUCAUUAUACUAUACUAAGGGAGUUUUUUUUUUUAAACAAUAGAUGCAGUACUGUACCUGGCAUAUUUCUUCUAUUACUCAUAUUCUGCAUGUUACCCAGAAAUAGUCUCAUUGUACUCUAAAUCAAAGAUGAUUUGGCAAGCUUGCCAAUGCACUACACAAUUUAUCUGGAAUUUUAAUUGUCUAUGCAUAACUGAAAUAAAGUCAGUCCAACAUUUCA
Messenger RNA from Larimichthys crocea (large yellow croaker), 3141 nucleotides. RefSeq names its product fibulin 7 (gene fbln7). The coding region runs from base 1000 to 2355 and encodes 451 amino acids. The record is from RefSeq and is a predicted model, not a curated record. The transcript has 9 exons. NCBI's taxonomy places the organism in Eukaryota, Metazoa, Chordata, Actinopteri, Sciaenidae. Gene Ontology annotation, molecular function: calcium ion binding.